Acomys russatus (golden spiny mouse) is the source of this 1596-nucleotide messenger RNA. It is a transcript of the gene F10, whose product is annotated as coagulation factor X. The coding region runs from base 95 to 1579 and encodes 494 amino acids. The transcript is spliced from 8 exons. NCBI's taxonomy places the organism in Eukaryota, Metazoa, Chordata, Mammalia, Rodentia, Muridae. The record is from RefSeq and is a predicted model, not a curated record. Gene Ontology annotation, molecular function: calcium ion binding; serine-type endopeptidase activity. Gene Ontology annotation, cellular component: extracellular region. Gene Ontology annotation, biological process: blood coagulation; proteolysis.
CUGAGAUAAGCUGAAGGACCAUGACCACCUGCGGCCCAGGGUGAGUGAACCUUGCCCCGUGCCUGUCACAGCAGCUGCUGUCCUUGACCACAUCAUGGAGAGCCUGCUGCGACUCAGCCUGCUCUGUGUUGCCCUGGCCAGCCUCCUGCUACCUGGGAGAGGAGUGUUUAUUAACCGGGAACACGCCAACGAUGUCCUGACAAGGAUUCGGAGGGCAAACUCAUUUUUUUUUGAAGAGUUUAGGAGAGCAAAUAUGGAAAGAGAGUGUAUGGAAGAAAUAUGUUCUUAUGAAGAGGCCUCUGAAAUCUUCAAGAAUAAAGAAAAGACAGAAGAAUUCUGGAACAAAUACAAAGAUGGCGACCAGUGUGAAAGCAAUCCUUGCCAGAAUCAAGGCAAGUGUCGAGAUGGCCGUGGGGAGUACACGUGCUCCUGCUCAGAGGGCUACGAAGGCAAGAACUGUGAAUUCUUUGUUCGGAAACUCUGCAGCUUAGACAACGGAGAGUGUGAGCAGUUCUGCAAAGAGGAGCAGAGCUCAGUGGUGUGCUCCUGUGCCAGUGGCUACUUCCUGGGUAAUGAUGGCAAGUCCUGCAUCUCCUCAGUGCCCUUCCCCUGUGGAAAAGUCACUUUAGAACGCAGGAAGAGGUCUGUGGCCCAGAACACCAGCAGCAGCGAGUCUGUCUCUGAAGACCCUACAUGGGACUUGGAUAUCCUACACCCUACGGAGAAUCCUUAUGACCUGCUCAACCUCAAUGAGACACGCCCCAAGAAGGACAGUAGAAACUUUACUCGCAUUGUGGGCGGCCGGGAAUGUGACAUCGGAGAGUGUCCCUGGCAGGCCCUGCUCAUCAAUGAAGACAACGAGGGGUUCUGUGGGGGGACCAUCUUGAAUGAGUUCUACAUCCUCACGGCGGCCCACUGCCUCUACCAAGCCAAGCGAUUCAGGGUGAGGGUAGGGGACCGCAACACGGAGAAGGAGGAAGGCAAUGAGAUGGUGCAUGAGGUAGAUAUAGUAAUAAAGCACAACAAGUUUGUGCGGGACACCUAUGACUUCGACAUCGCGGUGCUCAAGCUGAAGAGCCCCAUCACGUUCCACAUAAACGUGGCCCCUGCCUGCCUGCCUGAGAAAGACUGGGCCGAGGCCACACUGAUGACUCAAAAGACAGGCAUCGUGAGCGGGUUCGGACGCACGCACGAGAAGGGCCGCCAGUCGAAAGUCCUGAAGAUGCUGGAGGUGCCCUACGUGGACCGCAACACCUGUAAGCUCUCUACCAGCUUCUCCAUCACACAGAAUAUGUUCUGUGCGGGCUACGAUGCCAAGCUAGAGGAUGCCUGCCAGGGGGACAGUGGUGGCCCCCAUGUCACCCGGUUCAGAAACACCUUCUUUGUGACCGGCAUUGUCAGCUGGGGAGAAGGGUGUGCGAGGAAAGGGAAAUAUGGGGUCUACACGAAGGUCACGGCCUUCCUCAAGUGGAUUGACAGGUCCAUGAAAGCCACAGCAAAAGCCACGGCAAAAGCCACGGCAAAAGCCACGGUGGUGCCCACAACUGGGACCCCAAGCUCAACAAGUCCUCCCCAUUAAAGCAAUCGCUCUCCAGA